Entrophospora sp. SA101 is the source of this 231-nucleotide messenger RNA. Lineage: Eukaryota; Fungi; Glomeromycota; Glomeromycetes; Entrophosporales; Entrophosporaceae. The record is from the annotation of a GenBank genome assembly.
AUGUCUGACCCUUUUAUUCUAUGGGUAAAGUUUGAUAAACCUGUUGAGUUCAAUAAUCCAACUUAUACCUAUCUUAAUUUAAUUGUUGAUCGUGCAUUUACUGAUCCAAAUACAGAAAAAAAUUACAUUGCAUUUGGAGUGACAGUUACAUUAAAUUAUCUAGAUCCUUCAAAAGACAUCAAUUUGGUUCAAAACGAAGUUGUGGAGCGAAUAAUCCAUUUCUUGAAAUGA